UCUCUCUCGUUCUCUGUCUUGUCUUGUGUCUUCCCCAGUCCUUUUUCUUCACAGGUUGCUGGGUCUGUCUCUGCCUCUGGUCUGCCUUUCCUGUCAGCACAGACUGUAGAUUAUGGUCCAGGAAUUCUGGUUCUUCGAUCGUUCCAAGACGCACCAGGACAGACUCUAACGCCCAACGCCUGUCUUUGUUUCUUUAAAUCCCCGUCUGUGAUAUCGUUCGAUCGACAAGGUGCAGGCACGUUGUUUUAGAUGUGCAACGAAGAAGAUUUCAGCAUUGGACUCCAUGAUCUCCCCUUCCUUCUCUCUCUUCUUCCUAGCGGUGGUGUUCACUUUUCAAGUUCCCGGAUUACAAGGGAAGACAAAAGGCGGAUCUCCGGGCGAGGUAAAAUCCGACCCGACCACGUGCCACAACUUCACGGUGGGGACCCCGAAGGAGCGAAAAUUCUAUUCUCCCAACUACCCCAACUAUUAUACCAGCAUGACUGAAUGCACCCUCAUUCUCACAGCUCCGCCGGAGAACCUGAUUUCGGUGGACUUCCGAGGGCAGGAAUUCCGGUUGGAGGAGGACGUCAAUUGCACAAACGAUUACCUGGAGGUGCGAGACGGGGCCUAUGGGUAUUCCCGGAUGAUCGGCAGAUACUGCGGCCACAAGUUCCCUCCCAUCAUCAUCAGUUCCUACCGGUAUCUCCACCUUCGAUUCCAUUCCGACGAGACCAUCGAGUACUCGGGCUUCGCCGCUCAGUAUCAGUUCAUCCAUAGCCAAGAGAAGGUCCCAGAGCGUCCUCCGUGCCGGUUCGAGGUGACGGGAGAAGAGGCUCGGAUAUCCCGGGCUGACAUCCCUUCAGAACAGGAGCAAUUCACUCAGAACCACGGAGUUCCCCUCGACUGCACCUGGGUUAUCACCGUCAGGGCUCAAUGGAUGAGUCUCCCUUUCCUCUACUCCCUCUUCAUUGGAAACGUGGAGGCGGCAAAGCUGGCUCAGAAACGAUUGUACACAUGA
This is a messenger RNA of Darwinula stevensoni, 1000 nucleotides long. NCBI's taxonomy places the organism in Eukaryota, Metazoa, Arthropoda, Ostracoda, Podocopida, Darwinulidae. The record is from the annotation of a GenBank genome assembly.